Molecule: messenger RNA, 2166 nt
Organism: Trypanosoma cruzi
Lineage: Eukaryota; Euglenozoa; Kinetoplastea; Trypanosomatida; Trypanosomatidae
Exons: 1
Coding region: 1-2166 (721 amino acids)
Source: RefSeq, a predicted model, not a curated record
AUGCGGCCCCGGUCAGUGGCGCGGCACCUGUUGGCGGGCGUCCGCAAUCCCCGACGUUGGCUGUACGCAAAAGUAGUAGACACCAUGAGAGAGAACACCAAUGACGUCAACAAUGUUGGUGGUGCGUCGGUCAGCAAGGUCAGAGGAUUACGCCCAUGGGUGUGGCUGCGUCUGCACCCCGUGGAAAAGUGGACGACGCUUGUCGAUCUCGGGAGGCGUGCCCCAUCGCUGCUUGAGAAGUCCUUCUGUGUUGCAAAAGGAAUUGGAAAAGAGGAAGGAACUUCGGUGAGCGUUGUUGCCCGUUUGUUUCGUUGGCGUGAACUAAAGAUGGAUGUUGCAAUGCCGCAGGCACGACUCUCGCCCUUGGCAUUGAGACGACAUCAUCUGUUGGUUCAAAAGCUUCCGUAUUGUUUGCGUCUUCGACUCUGUUUGUCCUUCUUGCUUUGGGUGCGUUCCCUGCGGGAUGUGCAGGAUACGCUAGCACGCCUUAGGCUGCCGUACGCCAAUACGCGUCGCGUGCGGCGUAGUGUGGUGGCUGACGUCUUCCCGACGCGUAUGAUGGAGCGCUUUGUUGACUCCUUCACAACGGUUGCAGUAAAAAUAGAUUCUGAAAUUAAUGCGACCGCGGAGCAGGUGCCCGCGCCGCAUGCAUGGAACCCUGAACAAGAAGAAGGGGCGGAAUUGGAUGAAAUAAGGAGGAGAAAACUUAUGCGUAAAAGCGUAACAGGCAGUGGGGGACGAUUUGGCAGGGGCAGCGGAGAAUGUCACGGUGAACGUGAAAGUCUUUAUCGGCCUGGACGAAAUCGGAAGGAUAUCUUGCUUGCUGUUCAGGACAUGAAGGCGAGGCCAAGCGAUGACGACAGGUUAGCCAGACGGAGGGCGCGGAACAGUUUCCGCUCAUUUAAACAAUCCCCUUUUGUGUCUUGGGCUCGGCGAAAAACGAUGUCGUGCGUAUCGCCCCCAUGGUCAAUGAACGAUGCAUCCCGCUCUGCUCUUCCCUUCCCGCUUGCCAUCGACCACAAGGAGGACGAAGAAUACCACCGCAACUUAAUCCGAGGCGAAGGAUGCCCAAUUGACGAGAAUGGUCGCUUGGAAUCCGUUCCCAUUCAUGUUGAGGUACCACCUGCAGCAAAUCUAUUAGACUUGGAACGCUUCUGUGUCAUGGCGCACGCGGCAGUGUUGUCUUCCUUAUUUGUGGAGGGGCGCACGGUGUGCUUUACAACAAAUCAUUCUUUGCUUAUGGAGUAUGUCCUGUUCCUUUUUGAAGAAUUAACUGAAGAUGGCUGGGUAUCCGUAUCGUUGUGCGAAGAGCCUCUCCGUCCCUACAUACCGGCUUGGUCUACCAGGGAAACUGUUGUAGUGUUGCUUCCAUCCAGGGAAGAAAAUUCAUAUCGUUUGCGUGAUCUUCGUAACAUGGCCGACAUGAUUCUUCAGUAUGCUCCUUGUAGCGUUCUUGUUGAGGCGGUGCCGUGUGACCAGAUGCGGUUUUACACCAAAGUUCUGAUGGAAGAGGUAAAGAAGCAGCGGGCAUCUGUUGUUACUCCACAAACGGAAGCUCAUUGGCGUGUAUCGUGGGUUCCUGUAUCACACUCCACGACCUUUGGGAGCAUCAACAAAAAUACGAAUGCUGCAAAUGAUGAUUUCCAAUUAGGUGUGAAUGAAAUUUUGCGUCAGUUUUAUGCGGUGACGUUUAUUUACAUGCCCUCCAACUGCCGGUUCACCCCCCGACAAGUGCAGGAUUGGUGGUGGCAUAAACUUCCUAGCAACAUCCAUAUCGUUGCUGUGAAUAGCCACGCGCUGGACCUCUUGUAUUACUUUCCGCAAGCACCUUUCCUGCGGAAGAAAAUCGGUAACUCGUUUCGAUACCGUGCAGUACAGCGUGUGCUGUUGGGCAAGAAUGUUCACGGUGGGAGAGAGGAUCCCAUGCGUCAUUGGGUGCAUCGGUGGCUCUGUUUGCGUGGGCCUUAUCGGACAGGCCUGUGCAGUGCAAUGGCGCUGAAGGAAAAGGCAAGAGUACUUUUGGCCGACCAAGAAAACGUCCGAGUGGACGAUGAUGAUGAUGAGGCUGUGGAUGCGUUAAAGUGGGAGCGAACCGUGGACUACCUGGCGAACCCAAGUAGAUUUCACUGGAUUGCGUUGAUGGCAGCGAAGCUGUUUCGUGUGUAG